Molecule: messenger RNA, 1369 nt
Organism: Meloidogyne enterolobii
Lineage: Eukaryota; Metazoa; Nematoda; Chromadorea; Rhabditida; Meloidogynidae
Source: the annotation of a GenBank genome assembly
GCUGUGCGAGUGAACUGCCUGAGAUUUUAAGAUCGAAGACAAUAUUUGACAUCCGUUUCAACCUUUUUCAUUAUAAAUUUAAUAUUUUUGACUGUUUUUUCGUCGUUUUACGAUUUAUAUAUUUCUUUAAUUUUGAAUGUUAUUUUAAUUUUUAUUUAGAAUUUUAACCUAGUUGAUGGGCCAAUCCGUUUCUCGGCUCUUUUCCCUCCUUAAUACCUACUUACCAGCAAACCUACCUCUCAUAGGAAGACAACAACGACGAAAUGUUAACAAUCCUGGGGUUGGUGGUGUAAUUGUUGAUGAACACAUUGGCGAUGAAUUUAGCGGUAAAGGAUGUACAAGUCAAGGAGGAGGAAAUACUAGCUUUUUUGGCAAUCAUUUUCUAAUGGGCGGGGAAUUGUACGACACAUCAAAACAAGAAGUCUUUCUUUUUGGUGCUCAACAGGAUCUUGAACUACUCGAUGGUAGACCUGUAAAGUUCCCUCAUUGCCCAAAAGGUGUGACUGACUCUGUUAGUGUUCUAAAUGCUUUGAUUAAUGUCCGCAGAGAUUCUGUCAAAUUCACAAAAGUUGGAAGGUCAGGAGGUGGAUAUUCUUCUGGAUUUUACCGUUUAGAAUUUACUUUUGACUGUGAUGUCCCUUGUUAUGUGCAAAUUCAUUUUUGUUCAAGAGAAGUUGUUGACGAUUUUCAACAAAUUCAGUUUUUUUGUCGACCAAAUCAAAGAAUUGACCCUUCAGAACGUUAUCACUUCCCUGUUGGUUCAAAUCAACAAUUUAACCAUUUUAUAUUUAAACCUCAUCGUUAUGAUUUAAAAUACAUGCAUUGGGAUGGAACUUCUGCUUAUUUUCCUGUUUUGAUUGAAAUGCGUUCUGUUUCUGAUAAAUUUCAAGAACAGGUCCAAUCAACAUUAUGCUCAAUAGAACGCUCAACAGAUCAAUCAGCCGCAUUAAUUCUCAAACCUUUAAAACAAAAAUUAUUUGCGAAUGGAAUUGUUUAUUUACUUCAAGAAAUUUUUGGAAUUGAAAAUAAAGAAAAUGGUGAAAGUAGUUUAAUGGCUGAAGAAAAUGGGGCCGAAUGUAUUAUUUGUAUGGCAAAUCCACGUGAUACAAUGAUUUUGCCUUGUCGACAUUUAUGUAUUUGUAAUGGAUGUGCAGAAACUUUGAGAUAUAAAUUAAAUAAUUGCCCAAUUUGUCGUUCACCAUUCAAAGCUCUUUUAAAAAUAAGAGCGAUGAGAAGUAGUCUAAUAGGACUUGGUUCUGAUGGAAUGUCUUCUACAAUGAGAAUUAGGUUAGAACUUCAACAAAAUUUAUUUAAAAGAAAUUUUUUUAGUUUUAAUUAUUGUCUGUCCAAAACUCAAUCAUUAUUUUAA